UACGGUGUGUAAUUUGACAGUCGUUUUUAUCCAAAAUAAUCGUCGGUAAUAUGCAUUCCCAAUUAGCCAAUUAUGCUAAUAGUGUACCAAUCGACCUCGAGGAAGAAAUAUUGCUUGUUUAUCUUGUUUAGUAUUCGCGAAGCACUCCUUGUUGCUGGUUGAGUUUACUAAAAAAAUGUUCGUUGAAUUGGGUUUAUUCUUCGCCUUCGCACUACUUCUAACAAUAUACGUAAGGUGGAAGUACGCGUAUUGGAAGAAAAAGAACGUUCCAUACACAGUACCCCAAUUCCCAUUCGGAAAUGCAGAAAAUCCCUUUACUCGCAAAUAUUAUUUUGGUGAAUGGUUACAGAAGUUUUAUCAAUCAUUUAAAAAACGUGGUGAGAAACACGCCGGUAUUUACAUUAUUACCAGCCCUAAUUACGUGCCGAUCGAUCCGGAAAUUAUAAAAAAUAUCAUGCAAAGAGACUUUGCCCAUUUCGUAGACCGAGGAUUUUACUACAACGAAAAAGACGAACCCUUAAGUGCGCACUUGUUUGCCAUCGGCGGUCAAAAAUGGCGGAAUUUGCGUACAAAACUUACUCCAACCUUCACUUCGGGAAAAAUGAAAAUGAUGUUUGACACUUUAGUGGAAUGUACUCGCCCGUUGGAGGAAAUUAUGAACGAUUUUUGUGCAAGUACACUACCCGUUGACAUAAAAGACCUGUUGGCGCGUUUCACAACGGAUGUUAUAGGUUCUUGUGCCUUCGGGUUGGAGUGUAACAGUUUUAAAAGUGACAAUGCCGAGUUUCGUUAUCACGGUCGCAAAAUAUUUGAGCCAAAGAAUAAAAUUGAUACGUUAAAAAUUUUGUUUUCGGCGGCCAGACCGGAAUGGGCCAGAAAAUUGGGAGUGGUUCUCCUCCCCAAGGAUUCUACUUCAUUUUUCUUCGACGUUGUGAAGAGUACAGUUAACUACAGACGCACGAAUAAUAUUCACCGCAAAGACAUGCUGCAAAUUGUAAUGGAUCUUGAACAUCCCGAAAAACCCAGCGAAAGCUCAUUGUCACUCGAAGAAAUCGCGGCGCAGGCCUUUGUAUUUUUUUUGGCUGGCUUCGAAACUUCCUCGACCACUAUGACCUUUUGCCUUUACGAACUGGCGGCGAAUUUGGAUUUACAACAAAAAGUGCGAGACGAAAUUAAUCAAGUUUUAAAAAGUCACAACGGAAAAAUCACUUACGACGCAAUCAUGGAAAUGAAAUACAUGAACCAAGUGAUCGAUGAAACGUUGAGAAAGUAUCCCCCCGUUGCCUUCCUAACAAGGCAGUGUGUCAAAGACUACGUGGUCCCAGACCAGGAUGUUCAAAUUGAGAAGGGAACCAUGGUACUAAUAUCAGUUUUGGGUUUACACAGAGAUCCGGAAUAUUUCAAGGAUCCAGAAAAAUUCGACCCAGAAAGGUUCUCCGACGAAAACAAACACGGCAUUGCGCCGUUUACGUACAUUCCAUUCGGAGAAGGUCCCCGCCUUUGCAUUGGUAUGCGAUUUGGUAUGAUGCAAACGAAAGUUGGAUUGGCGUGCUUGCUAAGGAACUAUUCGUUCUCGGUCAGUUCCAGGACACAAACACCGUUCAAGUGGGACAAAUUCAGCUUCAUUCUAACCACAGAGCAGCCCAUAUGGUUAGAUGUUAGAAAAAUUACAUAGUGAAAAUAAAGAAAUCGGAAUUAAAAAUUA
Photinus pyralis (common eastern firefly) is the source of this 1705-nucleotide messenger RNA. Its product is annotated as probable cytochrome P450 6a13. NCBI's taxonomy places the organism in Eukaryota, Metazoa, Arthropoda, Insecta, Coleoptera, Lampyridae. The transcript has 3 exons. Gene Ontology annotation, molecular function: heme binding; iron ion binding; oxidoreductase activity, acting on paired donors, with incorporation or reduction of molecular oxygen. The record is from RefSeq and is a predicted model, not a curated record. The coding region runs from base 176 to 1675 and encodes 499 amino acids.